Hylaeus volcanicus is the source of this 1426-nucleotide messenger RNA. RefSeq lists its product as uncharacterized. Gene Ontology annotation, biological process: mitotic spindle assembly checkpoint signaling. Gene Ontology annotation, molecular function: ubiquitin binding. NCBI's taxonomy places the organism in Eukaryota, Metazoa, Arthropoda, Insecta, Hymenoptera, Colletidae. The transcript has 9 exons. Gene Ontology annotation, cellular component: bub1-bub3 complex; mitotic checkpoint complex; kinetochore. The coding region runs from base 128 to 1363 and encodes 411 amino acids. The record is from RefSeq and is a predicted model, not a curated record.
CUCUGUUGCACUCAAAAACAUACUCUAUUAGUUAUUGCUUUAAAAAAAAUAUAACUUGAAUGGUAUUAACACCUGAUACAUUUCCGUCAAACGUAUAAAAAACAUCUGGCGAAGCCUUUGUCACCAGAUGGAAACCACUAUAGAAGUUACAAGCUCUGAGUGUCCUCAAGAUUUUAUAAGUCAUAUUGAGUUUUUGAAUGCAGAUACUACUGAAGAAAAAGGAAAUCUUUUGGUCUCAUCCUGGGAUUCUACUGUAUCCCUUUAUAAUUCUUCUACGGGGCGUUUAACUACACGUUGUUCUAAUUUCAUUCAACGACCUAUACUCUCUUGUUGUACAUGUGAUCCUAUUGGAAGUAAUAUAAGCAAUUCCAAUGAUACUUAUCGAUUUAUUACGGGAAAUCUUGAUGGACAAAUUUUUAUUGGUGAUUUCAAGCAAUGUGACGAUACGCCUGUUGUGUUAGGAAAGCAUGAGAAAGCUGUAGCAACACUUGGCUAUUUUGCAGAACAAGGUUUGAGUUUUGAUAAUUGUGUGUUGAGUUUCAAAAAUUGUUACACUAGGUUUAGUGUUUUCGGGAAGUUGGGACAAGACCACGAAGGUCUGGGACUGGAGGUAUUACUCGAUGCAUCUGUCGAUAAAACGCCCUACCGUAACAAUUCUUUAUGUUUCAGAAAUCAAAAAUUGGUUCAUACAAUUCCAAUGAAUGGAAAAGUUUUUUCUUUAGCUAUUUGUAAUUCCAACGCUAAGCUUGUUCUUUGUGAUUCUGAAAAAACGGUACUUUUGUUUUUUGGUGUAGCGAUUUGUCAUACUGUUCUUUUUUUAAAGGUAACUAUUUAUGAUAUUCGAAAUCUAUCCAAACCUGAAUCAGUCCGAAGUUCAGCACAACCUGUAUUAAAAUAUCAAUUACGCCAUGUCGCGUGUUUUCCGGAUGCCACAGGUUAUGCGGUGGCAUCAGUCGAGGGGCGAGUAGCGUGGGAAUAUUUCGAUGCGACGCUUGGUCCUAAUGGAUCCAAAAAAAAUUAUGCCUUUAAAUGCCACAGGGAAAAAGAGGAAGAUAACAGGGAGCUUAUAUUUCCUGUUAACAAAUUAGCAUUCAAUUAUAAGUAUAAUAGUUUUGCCACGGGUGGAGGGGAUGCGACGACGUCUAUUUGGGAUGGAUAUAAUAAAAAGCGUUUAUGGAAGUCUUCCAAAUUAUCCACAAGUGAAAAUGUUUCUGGAUUGUGUUUUGAUCGUCACGGCCUCCUCUUGGCUAUAGGGCUAUCGAAUGGCAGAAUCACACCAACCAUUCCCCGUUCACCGAGUCGAGUUAUUAUUCGUCAUAUGAAACCUGAGGAUGUGAGCCCACGAGUUAUGAAAAAAGAAUAAACUAUGCGUAAAUUUUUGACGGGGGUUUAUAUAUAAAGAAAUAUUAUGGGUAUUAAAAAAAAA